Molecule: messenger RNA, 312 nt
Organism: Aspergillus novofumigatus IBT 16806
Lineage: Eukaryota; Fungi; Ascomycota; Eurotiomycetes; Eurotiales; Aspergillaceae
Exons: 4
Coding region: 1-312 (103 amino acids)
Source: RefSeq, a predicted model, not a curated record
AUGACGGUCCUCGCUUUCAGCAAUAAAAUCAUCCUAGCUUCUUCGAUGAAACGCGAUGGUACUUCCACGUAUGAGUUUGGUGGUGGGAAUAACCCAGUUGCCAGGGCUCUUCAGCUCUGCCAGGCUGCCGAACAAAACACAAGAGUUGCUAUGAUUGUGUACAAGACGCGAGCUCCACCAUGUGGUACCGGUGCGACGGGAUGCAACUUGUUUGUUGAGCAGGUGAAGAUGAGAGUGGUGCACCUCAAUAUUGGCAAGACUCCCAAUAAGCCCUAUGAUUUGAGCACUCUCGCAGGGGAAACCCGAAGAUAG